Messenger RNA from Oryza sativa Japonica Group (Japanese rice), 2289 nucleotides. RefSeq lists its product as uncharacterized. Lineage: Eukaryota; Viridiplantae; Streptophyta; Magnoliopsida; Poales; Poaceae. The record is from RefSeq and is a predicted model, not a curated record.
UAUAGAUGAUUUGUAGCCGGUAGUUGGCUAUACUAUUAAACUUGCUCUUAGUUUCUUAGCCGUUCCCGUGCGCCGCCGCCGCCGCCGCCGCUCCUCCUCUUCUCACUCCACCGCCGACGCCGUGCCACCGCUCCUACACAGACACAGUACAGGCCCCAAAUCGUCAUCCUCGAGGAUAUCUCCCCGUCCGCUCGCCACUCCGACUGAGUUCGCCCCGCCGCCCGCCGAUCCCCCCCCCCCCCCCCCCCCGCAUACUGAUAAACACUUUGAGGGGGAAUAAAUCCAAGAAACAUAUGGCCAAGAAACGCGAAUCCUGCACCCCGGACGCCAGAGGUACUCCGUGGAAGGGGCGGCUACGUUCUCACCACCCGGCGCUUCCCACCUCGCCCUCAUUGCUACCCUCUUCCUCAGCCAAGAACCAGAAGAAGAAGAGGGAGCAGGAGGCCCAAUCGUUCAAGAGGCGAGCUGCCCCGAAGAAAGCCAAGGAUACGGGUAAAUGCGGCAGCCGGAGUCAGGACGCUGCAGAGAAGCCCCUGUUGCCUGCUCCUCCCCGUCGGUCCCCACGCCUCGCUGGCAAUCCCCCGGCUUUGGUCGACGGGGUGUGCAAGGAAUCUAUGGUAAGGGGAAAGCAGUCAGCAAUUGUGCCUUUCCGAAGAUCCCUACGGCUCCGUCAUAAUCAAAACAGUCAAAAUGCUUUUAGUAUGGACCAGAAUCAUGAGAGUUCAUCAAGAAGGAGCCAGAAAAAUACCGUGGUAAAGCUUUCUAUGAGGAUGGUAAGCCACAAGGAUUCACAAAAAAUAUUUUGUCAAGAUUCCCAGGGCAUUCCUCCCAGGAUAAGGGUUCCAGAUCUAUCAUGCAAAAAGACUCAGAAGGAAGAGCUGAAUUCCAAUUGUUGUGAGAAGCUGGCAAGAAAGAGGAAGAGAGGAACAGAAGAAAGAAUGUCCUCAUCAAAGAGGCAGAGUCAUAAGGAUCCCAAAUCAUUGUCCCUAAAAUGCCAAGAAAGUACACCUACCAAUAAGCCUAGAAACACCAGUCACAAAAAGGGUGAAAAUAACUCUUCUUCAAUGCCACAGCCUAAAUUUUGUGAUGGAAGGUUGAUGAAUGCUGAGAGAAACAAUAAAGAGCUAAAUGGGAGUGAAAGACGAGAAACACAAUGUGGUUUAAAUAACUGGACAGAAGAGCAGGACAUGGCAUUGCGCAAAGCUUACUUCACUGCUCGACCAUCCCCAAAUUUCUGGAAGAAAGUUUCAAAAAUGGUUCCUGGAAAAUCUGCUGAAGAGUGCUUGAGCAGAGUUCAUGCUGAUCUUUCAACACCGACUCCAAUUGCUCCUCGUCCUAGAACAAGUAAAAUGAAAUUUUCUCCUCUUGGACAUUUCACAUUGUCUGAUCCAAAACAUCCAAACGUCCUGGAACCUUCCUUCAGAAGACGGACUGCCAAGCAGAAGAGCCUAGCAGCACAGAAGACAGUGAGACAUUUACUGAAGAAGCAGUGCCUCACUGACCAAACUCAAGAGGCUGAUCACUUCUCAAUUUUCGAGACAUCACCAACUGUUCUACCGGUGGAAUUCUCUUUUGAGGAUUCUCCUGGGACUCCUAACAGUUCAGGGAAAAAACUGUUAGCAAGGUUGGAAACUGUAAAGAAUGUUGGCAUAAACCCCGCUGAACCGAGCCCAGCAGUUCUGAAGCCUAUAAAAAAUGUUAUCUUACAUGAGAAAUAUGUUGACCGAUUGUCCCGCAGAGAAGGCACAACAAGGCCUCGUAAAAAAGCUGCAGGGUCCAAAGCUCUGGAUUCUGUCAAGACUCAACAGGCAGGUGGUGUGAAGGCUGCAAGGAAUGCUCUCAUCACAGAAGCAACAGACUUUAUAAGCCAUUUCAAGAAGAUGCAAGCAAAUCCCCUUGCGCAUGUUGUAGAAGACGACGAAGAUGAUGAGAUUGAUGGUAUUGAGUGUGAUACUAGCAAUCAUUGAUACUUGAUUCGAAGCUGCCUGUUGUACAUAAAGUUUUAAAACUGCAGCUGGAUAGCAUCUUAUCAAGCUUUAGUUCUGCAAUGAUAUGCAUAUGUUUUGCCUCAGCUGUUUUAUAUGCUCUGGAUCAGAAUAGAGUAUCUCUCUUGCAGCAAGAAUCCUAUUUUUCUUGGCGGUUGACUGGUCAUCUCUUUGGAUCCAUCCAAAGGCUACUGAUAAAAAGGUGGUUGAGAGGAAAGCUUGGAGGUGUGUUGUUCAAGUAAGGUCUGAUUUUGCUAUAAAUUUAAGGAAAUUGCUAUAUAUCACUUGUGAAAUUUUUCAGGUU